Saccharomycodes ludwigii is the source of this 777-nucleotide messenger RNA. It is a transcript of the gene MTW1, whose product is annotated as MIND complex subunit MTW1. Gene Ontology annotation, biological process: mitotic sister chromatid segregation; mitotic cell cycle; kinetochore assembly. NCBI's taxonomy places the organism in Eukaryota, Fungi, Ascomycota, Saccharomycetes, Saccharomycodales, Saccharomycodaceae. Gene Ontology annotation, cellular component: chromosome, centromeric region; nucleus. Bases 1 to 777 code for a protein of 258 amino acids. The transcript has a single exon. The record is from RefSeq and is a predicted model, not a curated record.
AUGAGUGCCCAUACUAUGGAAUCAACGUCUAUUUUAACGGAACAUUUUGAUUAUCCACCAAUUUCAAUUAUUGACGACAUAAUAAAUGCUGUCAACCUUUUAAUGUAUAAGUGCACUCAAGCAAUGGAAAAUUAUUUGCUAAAAACUAUUCAAGAUGAAGAUAAAGCUCAAGCCACUGAGGCCAGCAUUGAAAAAAAAAUGUUUUUGGAACAAGAAAUUAAAAUUGGAACAGCAAAACUCGAAAGUUUAUUGGAGCAUGCAAUCGAUAAAAAUUUCGAUAAACUAGAACUAUAUUUAUUGAGAAAUAUUUUAAACAUUCCAGACUUGGAUGAACGUUUUUUCAGAUUAAAACACCAAUUGAAUCUAGAAAAGAUCGAUGAUUACCAACUAAAAAAUAGCGAGGAAAAGGUUAACUUAUUAUUAACUGAAAUCAAUAUUCAAAUAAGGUAUAAUAAACAAUUGUCUUUGAGAUUACAAUCUUUUAAAGAACUUGAAGAAAAGACCAUAAAAUUUAAAGAAUGUUUGAAUCAAUUUUUUCAACUUUAUGAUCAUGAUGACAAUGAGCUAUUGUUACAACAAAUUCAACCUAUAGAUACCACCAUAAAAUUUUUAAAUUCCCAAAUAUUACAAAUAACCAAAGAGUUAGAUAAAACUAAUGAUAUUAAAAAGUUAUAUGAACAAUAUAAACUGAGUACACAAGCCAACAGCAGUGGUGCUACUGGCUGCUUGACCAGUUCGAGAAUACAAUACAUGAGUUGGUUAGAUAGAAAUAAUUAG